Paramecium octaurelia is the source of this 1590-nucleotide messenger RNA. The record is from the annotation of a GenBank genome assembly. NCBI's taxonomy places the organism in Eukaryota, Ciliophora, Oligohymenophorea, Peniculida, Parameciidae.
AUGAAAGAAUUAGGCUCAAUUAAGAUUGGAACAUGGAUUGAAUUAAGUGCAAGUUUCUAUUAUCAUAAACAAACCAUAUUUUAAGGUGAAUAUAAGAAUGGCUAAAAAUUGGGUAAUGGAAGCGGUUCUUAUUAUGUGAUAAUAUCUUUUAAUUCUGGUAUUUUACAUUUCCAUUCAAUUUCUUAGUGGUUUCAAAUAUUUUGAUUUACAAGGCAAUAAGGUAUAUGAGAGUGAUAGGUCAAUUAUAUAAUUAUUUAUAGAAAUUCUUUCUUUAUUUUUUCAGAAGAAUUUAGAAAUAGAAAAAAGUAGGUAGAUGGGAAACUUUUGAUAGAUAUGUUUUCAAAGAUAUAUUAAAUUUAGAGGAGGUGGUUUAUAUGAUUUAAUUAAAGAUAAAGGUUCAAUUAAAAAUGGAAAUUGGAUUGAACUGAGUGAUGGAUAUUUUAGUGAGGCGCAGUUAACUUAUAAGGGUGAAUAUAAGAAUAACUAAAAAUUGGUAGAUGGGAUAUUAGAUAUAGGAAGGAUGGAUGGAUUUUUAUUUGAAAGAAUGAAAGAUACAAUAAAGAAUUUUAGUGGUGGAGGAUUAUACUCUCUAGUUUAAGGAACUGAUUCAAUAAAAAUAGGCAAGUGGGUGGAGUUUACUGCUGGUUUUUUCUGUAAGUCUUAAGUCAUUUACAAAGGAGAAUAUUUAAAUGGUAAUAAGAUUGGUAUAUGGGAUAAUUUGUUUAGGAACGAAAUUAGUGAAUAAUUUCACUUAAUGUGGGCAUAUGAAUAUUAUUUUAGUGGUGGAGAGUUAUAUUAUUUGAGAGAAGAAUUAGGUUCAUUUAAGGGUGGAAAAUGGAUUGAGCUAUCUGAGAAUUAUGGAAAUGGAGUAGGAUUAUCUGAAGUGAUCUAUGUUGGUUAAUAUUAAAAUGGCAAAAAAAGUUGGAAUUUGGGUGGAAAUGAGAAAAGAUAAAGAUAUGAUGCAAGGAAGGUUUCAAAUAAGAAAGUAAAUUAAUUAAAAUAAUUAAUUAAUAUAAAUAUGCAUAAUUUCUUAUUGUAAAUAUAUGAUACUUACUAAUAUUAUAAUAAAAUAAGAAUCUUUUCUAGCUUAAAUUAGUAAAUGAAAGAAAUUAAGGAUGAUAAUUUAGAAGGAUUUAUUGUAAAUAAAUUAAAAAAAUUAUCAUUUUUCACUCAUCAUUGUAUCCUUUAUGAGAAUAUACUCUGCAAAUAAAAGGCUCUUUAGUUAAUUUUGAUGGCAGAAAAGGAUGAUAAUGUUGAACUAGGUGAAAAUCAUCACAUGGUUGGCCAAGAGAUUGGUGUUGGUACUGUUUUUUUUAACUCUAAACUUUAGAUAUCUCGCUAUUUCAUAUAGCAAGGUCUCUAGCGUUUAUACUUAAAGUUGGGGUUUGCAACAAAAGUUCCAACAAAUUGAAUGAGUAGAAAUUUGAUUUUUUAACGCAUUUUGUAAACAUAGAUACUGUGUAAAAAAAAGAAUAUUAGACAUAGAAUUAGAAUUGGUAGUUAAAACUGAAAUAGUGUUUUAAAACAAGACUAUACUAAAAAUAUUUGAUAGAACAUAAAUUGAUUCAGCGUUUUGUUAAUUAACAAUGA